This is a messenger RNA of Plutella xylostella (diamondback moth), 672 nucleotides long. The record is from RefSeq and is a predicted model, not a curated record. Lineage: Eukaryota; Metazoa; Arthropoda; Insecta; Lepidoptera; Plutellidae.
CUCGGGUGAUAGUAAUGCAGUUAGUAUUUAAAUGUAGAACGAUAUAGAUAGUACAGUUUCAGUCGCGGACACAUAAAAAUACAUAAUAUUAAAAUGGUGGUUGGAAUAAAAACGAACCGUGCUAAUGAUAACAUAGUUGAAUGUGAAAACAACAAUAUAGCAUCAAAAUGUAACGAUAAACUGUACUCGUACGAAGAAGCACUUACAUUAGCUGGUCACGGGGCCUACAGCCGGCGGCUGCUGCUGCUGCUGAGCCUGGCGCUGCUGGCCAUGGGGCUGGACAUGUUCGGCUUCUCCGUGGCCGUCGCCGGCUGCGGCUGCGAGCUGCAGCUCACGCACCGGCAGAGGGGCAUCCUCAACUCCAUGCCUUUUGCUGGUCCGAUCCUGAUGUCGUACGCGUGGGGCUACAUCUCUGACACCGCGGGGCGCCGGCGCAGCCUGCUGGCGGCCAUGUUGGGUGCCUUCUCCUGCUCCGCUCUCGGCUCGUUCGCCCCCAACUGGAUCGUGCUGGGAGUCAUGAAGCUCAUUGGUACUAGUUUCGGCAUGGCGGCGUGCCUGGGAGUGGUGGCGGCGCGGCUGAGCGCGCUGGCAGGCGUCAACCUGCUGGCGGCCGGGCUGCACGUCGCCUGCCAAAGCACCUUCGCCACGCUCGGGCUCUUCAUCUUCAAUUGA